UGAAGAUGGUGGCGGCUGCUGCUGCCUCUGUGAUUUGCGCAGCGCGCAGCUGCUCCACCGUGUCAAACAUGAGCAGAUAGUGAAGAUAUUCCCGUCGCAAUGUGGACUCUACCGAGAAAUUCAAGAGGAGGUCCUGAUAUCAUCAUAGUUUUGGGGUUAAAGUGGAAUCAUUUAAGCUGUAUGGACACACCAUCUCCUGUCUGAUCCAAUUAAAGUGGUCGGAUCGAGGCGCGGCUCUGCUUUUUAACCUGUGGGGACCUUUUUAAUUAACCUACUCGGGUCUCUGCGGGCUUUUGGAAGCGUGACCCAGCCUUUACAGGCAAACUUCACACAAAAGGAAAUAGUCUUGCACUGCGCUCAAGGCUACAGUUUCUUUCCCCCUCGCAGCUGCCUUGUGGACUCCCGGAUAAUUGGAGUUUAUUAGAAGAUUGAAUUGUGGACUGUUGACAUGUGUUGGGAUUAUGCCAAAGCAGUAAAGGUGUUCAGUGGAUAUUCUUAAGCAGGAGUCACCCACAGUGAUUCUUAUUUGCAAUAAAAUACAAUUUUGCGCGUUUUCUUUUUUUUUCCAAACGCGCAGAAACCUCCCCAUUGACUUUGGAUACGGAGCAGAGGUGCAGACACCGGAGUGGGAAGUCAGGAAAACACGGGGCUCGGUGUGUGAGAUCAUUUGGGAUCAGGCCCAGCAGAAAACAGCAUGUGCCAUGUAUCUGAGAGGUGCGCUUUUUCUGCGCUCCGGUCGCCGUGUGGAGGAAACGCACUCCCUUUAUUUGAUAACAAGUAAUAACACAUUGCAUGCUCUGCCGCUGAGUUAUUUUGCAUGAAGUUUUGCCCAGUCCUGUAAACAAAACAUGCUCCUGUGUAGGAAGUAUUACUUUAUAUAGACAGCUUGAGGAAGUGUUAGAGUGGGCAUUAAAAGGAGCUGUGUUUCAGACAUUAAAAUUUUAUAGCUUUUCUAAACCAUUUUCCCCUUCCUAGCCUUUGCUUUUGGGAUAGAUUUACCGCUUUGUGUAAUAUUUUCCAAUGACUGGAGCAAGCUGUGGGCUGCUUGGACUGGAAAAGACCUGGCAGCCAGCAAACCUUGCAGUCUCAAGUGCGUCUAAACAGAGGGGAAUGUAGUGGAAUGCAGGGAUUGACGUCAAGAAGAGCAAUAAUGAACUACUCAAAAACUUUGGAAUAUCUCCUGGUUUUGCAACAACCAACGCACUGAAAUCAUCUUCUACUGUGUCCACAUGCUUUGCCUUAGCUUCCCAUCUAUAGAUUGAUCUUGAUUAUAUCUGUGCCUUCUAAUAGUUGUUCAUUUUUGAAUUGAGCAAUAGAAAACAUGGCAUCUCCCCAGCAUCAGAAACUGCUGCCACACAACACAGAAGUGAGCUGUGACUCUAGCGGAGAUGGAGGCGUCUCGGUGAGGAUUGGCAGCGGUGUGAAACACAGGCAUGGAGGAGGGCCGCUGGGUUCCAUUGGAGGAGGCUUCAUUGGGGCCACCAAGCACUGCAAGUACAGCAUUUCAUCUAGUUGCAGCUCAGGGGAGUCUGGGAUGAGGAGGCCCGUGGUGAGGAGUUUCCGCGCUCACAAACGCAUGCCCCAGCUGUUUGAGAGGUCAGCAGGUCAUUUCUGGGACCCCAAGUUUGAUUCCUCCAUCCUGGAGGAAGCGUGUCGAGAGCGAUGUUUCCCUCAGACCCGGCGGCGCUUCCGUUAUGUUCUUUUUUAUCUGGUGGCUGCCAGUUUCCUCUGGGGGUUAUAUUUUGCUGCCCAUCCUUCCUGCUGUGACUUAGUCGUUUUUCUCCUCCCUACUGCUUCCUUCCUCGUUUUCUGCCUUCUCCUCUUCCUUCUGACGUUUACCAAGCUUUACUCCCGCUGCUACAACCAGGCAUCUCUGCUGCUUAUCUUUGUGACCUUCAUAUUGACCCUGGCCCCUCAGAUCCAGACAUUAGGAUUCAAGGACCAACAGGCCAGGUCACCUGAAUUUAACAUGGAGGAAAUCAGUGUUAUGGGGCCAACAUACAACACAUCUAACAAGCUAGAUGAGGGUUCUAAAAAGUUUCCCUGCCUCUCUCCUGUAGGCACUUUCUCCCUCUGUAUUGAAGUUCUUCUGUUGCUAUACAGUGUCCUCCAUGUUCGUCUUUAUGCAUCUCUCAUGCUUGGGGUGCUGUACUCUAUCUUGUUUGAGACCUUGGGCUGUUUGCUCCCUAUUCAGGCAGAAGGCAACUGGAGUUGGGCUUUCUCCUCCGAGUUAGAGAUGUUCAGUUGGUUGGGUCCGGCCAAAGCCCUCCUUCAUCUCUGCGCUCACGCCAUUGGCAUCCACCUAUUCGUCAUGUCUGAAGUGCGCUCACGAAGCACCUUUCUUAAAGUUGGACAAGCUAUAAUGCAUGGAAAAGAUCUGGAAGUAGAAAAAGCCCUGAAAGAGAGGAUGAUCCACUCGGUUAUGCCAAGAAUCGUGGCAGAUGAGCUAAUGAAGCAAGGCGACGAAGAAAUUGGUGAUCAUUGUGGUAAACGCUACUCCACUAGUGGUGCAGCUGCAGUCAUUUCCAGCCCAAAAAACAACAAACGUAAGAAAACCUCAAUUCCCAGAGGCCAGAUCAUUUUCAGACCCUUCAACAUGAAACGAAUGGAGCCUGUCAGCAUCCUCUUUGCAGAUAUUGUGGGCUUUACCAAAAUGUCUGCCAACAAAUCUGCUCAUGCUCUUGUUGGGCUUCUAAAUGACUUAUUUGGACGUUUUGACAGACUUUGUGAGCUCACUGGCUGUGAAAAGAUUAGCACUCUGGGGGAUUGUUACUAUUGUGUGGCUGGCUGUCCAGAACCUAGACCGGAUCAUGCCUAUUGCUGCGUGGAGAUGGGUCUAGGCAUGAUUCAGGCUAUUGAACAGUUCUGCCAGGAGAAGAGAGAGAUGGUGAACAUGAGGGUGGGUGUCCACACCGGCACCAUACUAUGUGGCAUCUUGGGGAUGAAACGUUUCAAGUUUGACGUUUGGUCCAACGAUGUCAAUCUGGCCAAUCUGAUGGAGCAGUUGGGUGUAGCUGGGAAAGUCCACCUUUCACAAGCUACUUUUGACUUCCUGGAUGACCGAUACCAGCAUGAGGACGGACAGGUCAACGAGAGGAUCGGGCAGAGUGUGGUGGCCGAUCAACUCAAAGGCAUGAGGACCUACCUCAUCUCUGGAAGAAAAGUGGAGGCUCACUGUAACUGCACCCAGAUGGGGGAUGCUGAUCCCCAGUGCCAGAUGCCUGGUUUGCACAUGCCUGAUGCAGCCUGUACCCUUCCCUCAGACAAAACCAAGUCCCCCUGUCUGUCCUGUGGUGUGACCCUAACAGAUGAGGAUCAGGUUGUUGAAGAGGAAAAGGUACAUAAUGGCUGCCAUGAUGACAAACCCAAUAACGGCAAGGACUCUUCAAAUCUGAAGUGUUCCCCUGCGGUAUCGGCUGGCCGCAGCCCCAAGACGGUGAAUGGCCUGCUCAGUCCUCAGCUCGAGGCCUUGAAUAACAGCCAGACCUCGCUCUGUGAGAUGCUGCAGGAAAAAGAGAAGAAGACUUGGAGUGGAGGAGCCAUGGGCAUGGAUCACUCUGCACUCAUCCCGCUGAGAUCCAAGAACUUCCGGGAAAGGAGUGAUGCUCACUUUGUGGAUGUCAUCAAAGAGGAUAGUCUUAUGAAGGACUAUUUCUACAACCCUCCCUUACACAAGCUGAGCCUCACUUUCCUGGAGAGGAGCCUGGAGUCGGCCUACCGAAGCAGCUACCAGGAGGAGGUGGAGAACCAAGCAGCAGUUCAGACAUUUGCCAGCCCGACUUUCAGUUCCUUCCUGGAUAUGCUGCUGUGCUGUUUGGUUGUUCUGGCGCUCUCUCUUGCCUGUUUCCUGAGACCUCUGGUUACCCAUCAGAGUCCAUCAACGCCAGCUCUCAUUUUGACAUCUGUAGCCGCCCUCUUGGAGGCUGUUGCUCUACUGUUUGCUAUUCGUAUGGCCUUCUAUCUGGACAGUGUGCUGAGCUGCACUCGGGUGUUGAUGAGGGCCGUCUCUGGCUGGAUACUUCGCCACUUUGUCGGCGCUGUUCUAGUAUCACUGCCUGUCCUUGCAGUUUUCCCCCAUUUCACCUGUGACAUGUAUAACUCAAUCCAGUUUACUAUGUUCAUCUGCUGUGCGAUCAUUAUCGCCAUCAUACAGUACUGUAACUUCUGCCAUCUCAGCUACUGGAUGCGGUCCACAAUAGCCACACUGGUGGGGCUGGCAAUGCUUUCUCUGCUCUGCUGCCCCCCCUGCAGGCCGUAUGUGCAAAGCAACAUCACAAACAGCUCAGUUUUCUUGUCCGACAACUCAAGUUCUGUUCAACAACCCGACUCCGAUCCUCACAAACGUCUUAUACCUGAAGCCUGUGUGGCCUUCUUCCUGCUGCUUCUCCUUGUCUGGUUCCUUAACCAUGAAUUCGAGGUUAGCUACCGCUUGCACUACCAUGGCAAUGUAGAAGCUGAUCAGCACCGCAUCAAGAUUCAGAACAUGAGGGACCAAGCCGACUGGCUGCUUCGAAAUAUAAUCCCAAUCCAUGUUGCCGAGCAACUUAAGGUCACCCAGAGUUAUUCCAAGAACCACGACAAUGUGGGGGUCAUAUUUGCCAGUAUUGUGAACUUCAGCGAGUUUUACGAAGAAAGCUACGAGGGAGGUAAAGAGUGCUAUCGUGUUCUCAAUGAGUUAAUCGGUGACUUUGAUGAGCUUUUACGCAAGCCUGCCUUUGCCAACAUUGAAAAGAUCAAGACCAUUGGUGCAACCUACAUGGCUGCUGCUGGACUCAACACACAGCAGUGCGCGGAUGCAGCUCAUCCUCAUGCUCACCUUCGCGCUCUUUUCGAUUUUGCCCUUGAAAUGAUGCGAGUGGUGGACGACUUCAACAAGAACAUGCUUGGCUUUGGUUUUAAGCUUCGGAUUGGCUUUAAUCACGGGCCCCUGACAGCAGGUGUGAUUGGUACCACCAAGCUUCUCUAUGACAUCUGGGGGGACACGGUCAACAUUGCCAGCCGCAUGGACACGACGGGCGUGGAGUGCCGCGUUCAGGUCAGCGAAGAAAGCUACUGCGUGCUCAGUGGCAUGGAUUACGAGUUUGAUUAUCGAGGGACGGUUAACGUCAAAGGCAAAGGUCAGAUGAAGACAUUUCUUUAUCCUAAGAGCAGCGACAGUGGCCCUGUGCCUCAGUACCAGCUCUCAGUUUCACCAGAGAUCCGAGCACAGGUGGACGGUAGCAUCGGGCGGUCUCCAACUGACGAGAUCGCAAACAUGGUGCCAACCACCAGCAAGAAUGCAAACAGCACCAAAAUGAUGGUCCCCAGUGCCAGCACUGGUUCCUCAAACACAUCAGGACUCAGUCAAAUGAAAGACUCAGACAUCCAUGAAAGACAUCCCCCGACAGCCGCUUCUUGUGCCAGAAGGUCCAUGUCACACAGUGGCUUAACAUCGAUACCUGUAACUUCUCUGGAGGGAUACUCGCCAAAUACCAAGCAGCUCAAAGUCUCGUCCUCAAUCCAGCCACAUGCACCUCAACACUCACCAAGCAAAGACGCAAAAGACAAACAAAAGAAUAAAUGUGACAUGAAUGCUGGAGAUUUAACCAGGCUUUAAGCGUUUGCUGCAAUGGCACUUUUCUAACCAACCUUCUUCCCUUUAAGGUCUCAUUACUGCUGGCUGGCAUGUGUAGAAGCUAUACAUAAGUCCAACUUCAGGUAGAGAACUUCAGGUAGAGAGGGAGGAUUUGGACUGACACAGGAGUCUGGAUGGUACAAACAGGCCAGGUUAUUUGUCAGCCAAAAAAAAGGUUGUUUAUAGUGUAAAUGUGAUUAGCUGAUCUGGGUAAGGGUGCUUGGUGGACCACAUGUAGGGUGUCAGGCAGAUAUUCAGAGAAAAUUGAAAAUUGCCUCCUAACAACCCCAUUGUCUACCAUUAACUUACUUGAUUAUCUUUGCACCUUUAAUCUUGAUUGUUUCUGUCAGAUGUCUUUUAAGUGCCUUUAGAAUAGAAUAAGAUUUAAACAAGGCCUUUUUUUAACUUGAUAACUAAAAGGGAAAACUUUACAAGCUGAAUUUCUUGGAAUAUAGCUUUGCUUUUGCUAUUUUUGUUGCUUUUAAUGAGCUAUAUUUUGCAAGUACAUGCUUUGCCUUUCUUUCAAGAAGGAAAUCAAUGAUGUGAGAAUUCAUAUAAGGGGACAAUUUGGAUUUUUUUUUUAAGGUGUGAUUCUGUUUUGCCGCAAUGGAGACAAUGAAUGCUAACAGUCAGACGGACCUAAUGUUGUAAAUCUCAAAGUGACAAUGUAUGCAUCUAUGGACUGCAUUGCUUUAUUAUUAGACAUUGUCCACAUCUUCACAAUAUUGGUUCUGUUUUAUCAGAACAACAAUGUCUGAGUUGCUAGGAAUAAUUAUGCAUACGUACUACUAGGAUAUUAAUCCCCCAGGAUCAUUUUUGAACUGUGCAACCUGGAAGAGCACAGGAGCUAUUGUGUUUUGUAUAAACUCCAAAGCGGUCGUUGCUGGUGCUUACAGCAGCCAUCAUAAAAUAGUCAAUGUCCUUAAUGUAGUAACACGGAUAAUCAUAUCUUGCAUUGUUUUCCAGGCGUAUACAGAUUUUCAGAGGUUGGAAUCAUUUUUAUUAUGAGAUACAAAGGCCAAAAGUUGACCUAAAAUCUUGCAGGACUUAAAGUGAAAGUUGAUAAGGCAAGUUGCUGGCUGCAUUAACAGAGAUCAGAAAUAACCUGAUAGUAACAUGGAUGUUGUUUAGCCUGAAAACAGAAACAGAAUUAACAAUGGCCUUUUUAAGGUUUUCCGUGGUCAAUCUCUCGAUUUGUUGAGGCGUUGUUCUUAGUCCAAAUGUUUAUUCUAGACUUGAUGAACUAGG
Molecule: messenger RNA, 6862 nt
Organism: Cyprinodon variegatus (sheepshead minnow)
Lineage: Eukaryota; Metazoa; Chordata; Actinopteri; Cyprinodontiformes; Cyprinodontidae
Product: adenylate cyclase 9
Exons: 9
Coding region: 1322-5596 (1424 amino acids)
Biological process (GO): adenylate cyclase-activating G protein-coupled receptor signaling pathway; intracellular signal transduction; cyclic nucleotide biosynthetic process
Molecular function (GO): adenylate cyclase activity
Source: RefSeq, a predicted model, not a curated record